AUGGUCACAAGCACGUCGGACAGCGAGAAGCAGGCGCGCAAGCGAGCCGCCAGAAAGACGCGCUACGAAGCCAACAAGGAAGAAGUGCGGGCCUACCAGAAGCAGUACUAUGCAGCAAACGCCGAGAAGCUCGCAGCGCAGCGCAAGGCCCGCUACGACAAGAACCGCGAUCAAGAGGUGAUGCGGUCGAAAACGUACCGGCAAACGCACAAGGAGGCCGUCAAGGCCACCAAAAAAUCGUGGAACGUGGCGAACCGGGCGUGCAAGGUGGCGUACGCCCGAGCUCGUUGGGCGCGAAAGAAGGCGCUUGCUGCCGGCCAAGUCCCCCCGCCGCUUCCCACGCUGGCCGACCUUCGCGCCGCACAAGAGGCCUCGGACCAAGUCGCUGUAGCGACGGCUGCGGACGACCAGCUCGACGACGUCCCGCACCCCUUGGCCGUCACCACCAAGCCCAUUGAGAUGGUCUCGUUUACGAACGAGCAUCCGUUCAACCUGCGCAAGCGCGGGCCAGAGCCCGUCUGCAACGAGUGCGCUCGCUUCCACCCGAACGCGCUCACGUCGGCAACCAACACGGUGCUGUUGCCAGGCACGUACCAGUGUACACUCUGCCGCGACUGGACCUACUACCGUCGCCACCGCAAGCGCAAGCGCACCCGCGCCGACGCCCGCCUCGAUGCCCCUUCGGCGUAA
This is a messenger RNA of Saprolegnia parasitica CBS 223.65, 690 nucleotides long. RefSeq lists its product as hypothetical. The transcript has 2 exons. The coding region runs from base 1 to 690 and encodes 229 amino acids. The record is from RefSeq and is a predicted model, not a curated record. Lineage: Eukaryota; Oomycota; Saprolegniomycetes; Saprolegniales; Saprolegniaceae.